Messenger RNA from Suillus bovinus, 1152 nucleotides. RefSeq lists its product as uncharacterized. Bases 1 to 1152 code for a protein of 383 amino acids. NCBI's taxonomy places the organism in Eukaryota, Fungi, Basidiomycota, Agaricomycetes, Boletales, Suillaceae. The transcript has 2 exons. The record is from RefSeq and is a predicted model, not a curated record.
AUGGUCUCAAGUUUUCGUGCUCUCUACAUUUCCGAGAUUCUUUCAGAAAUCUCAUACCAGCUAGAGGAUGAUAGAGAGUCCCUUUCACGUCUUGCACGUUGUUGCAAGGCAUUCUCAGACCCAGCUUUGGAUGUCCUGUGGAGGCGGAUGAGCCUUUUCUGUCCCUUCAUUCCACUUUUGCCCCCAAGUGUUUUGACACUUUGGGUGGAAUACCAAUUCAGUGCAGAGAGUAUCGCGGGCUUUCAAUGCCCCCCUAUGCACGAGUGGCAAGUGUUUGAUGCCUAUGCUAGGCGUGUGCGGAUUUUAUACAGCGGCGCCUCGCACUUCCUCGCAGGUGUGGUCACCAUCCGAGCAGACUUCAACGUCUUCCCCUUCCUUCGAUCCAUGUCGAUGCAGCUUCAGGAACCUAUACAACCCGGGAUCCGGUUGUUUCCUGAAACACUACAAUCACUGCAAAUUUCGGGCCCCGCGUACAUCAACUGUAAAGAUUCCUGUAUCCAGACUGCUCUUUCGCACGCGGCGCGCGAUGCACCCUUCCUGAAACAUCUGCAUGUCGAGGACUACAGCUACAACAGUAACCGCUUGGACACGCCACCCCUGCAUUUCAAACACUUGCGAAGCGUGGAGAUAUCUGCGUUCAUCAGCUCUAAUGUCCUCGGAUCAUUAUGUCGUUUGCUUUCGCAAUCACCCGUGAUCGAGCUCAAGAUCGAGCUCCCUCCUACUAGCUGUAUAUGGGAUACACCACAAUCCCUCUUCUCACAUCUGGAGAGGCUGGAAAUACAUGGCACCCCUGGGCUUGCGGAAGCCUUCAUCACCAAUAUUUCCAGUCCGCGUGUCCGCUCGCUGACUGUCAGGCACACUCGUGGGCCUGCACGACUGACAGACUGCAGCCGCUUAUUCUCUACCAUCGUAAACAAGUACGGCUCAUCACUGCAGUCGCUAUCACUCACAAUCAGCCGCUCGCCAGUACUACAUAAUCACGAUGGCGUGGCGCAUGAUAUAAUGGAUGCGCUGUUCCCUUUGAUGCCGAAUUUCGAGCACUUGGAGGAACUGCAUUUAUCAUUGCCCAGUGCAACUCAAGUUGACGACUACCCUGCUGUUGAAGUGUCUGGUUGGCCAGCUCUGAGGAGGGUGGAGUUCAUGGCCACAUGA